GAGAGCCACAGUGCGGCAGGAAAACCGCACCACGGCACCAAAGAACAGAAGAGGGGAGGGAAUGCCAAACACAUACGUUAUCCAUACAAGACUACAUGGACGUGAAAGGGAGAAGCCGUCUGCUUCCAAAGAAUCCAAAGAAUGGAAAUAUAUCUGUUUCCAUUCCAGGUGAAGACCAGCUUUUCCUCUGAAAUCCAAGGAAACCUUCCCGGCUGGGUCUGACGAAGCCCAUUUCAACUGGUAGACGGCAGUAUGGAUGAAAGACGCCAAGACUAGCGACUCAUUGUGUCAACGAGACUGAAUAAGACAAAAAAAACCCGCAGUCUGUCUUGUGUUUUAUGACUGAAAGGACCCGUGAACAGUCUGCGGAGAGACACCGCAUCUCACCGUUUUACACCCGUUUAUUGUUUUCCACGAAAUUCCAGUAGUGGGAUGCGUUCGCGUUGUGUUGCUUCAUAGGGUUCAAGAAUUCAAAUUCAGGGAGAAAUAUGGGUGAAGUUCAGGAUAUCAGGGAUGUUAAGAAGACCUUCGUUGCCCCAGCAAUAAAGUCUUUUGAGCACUAUGACCUCUCCCGAGCCAAAAUCUGUUGCAGCCUCACAUGGCUGGUGGCCAAAGCGUACGGGACAGACAGCAUCCCAGCAGACCUAAAGGACCCUUUCUACACAGACCAGUAUGAGCAGGAGCACCUGAAGCCUCCCGUGGCCAGCCUCCUGUUGUCUGCGGACCUCUACUGCAGGGCCGGCAGCCUCAUCCUGAAGAGCGACGCUCCCAAGCCCCUGCUGGGCCACGACGCCGUCAUUCAGGCACUGGCUCAGCGCGGACUCUACGUCACUGACCAGGAGAGGCUGGUCACUGAGAGGGACCUUCGAAAGAGGCCUCUUCAAAUGAGCGCCCACUUGGCAAUGAUCGACACUCUGAUGAUGGCGUACACCGUAGAGAUGGUGAGCGUCGAGAAGGUGAUGGCCUGCAUUCGUCAGUAUUCAUCCAGCGACCCCGAGGUGGAAACACCUUAUGACACAGAGGACGCAGUGACCACCUGGAUCAACAAGGUAAACGAGUAUCUGAAAGAGGUCAUUUCUCAGGAACAGAGGAAAAGGGAGACGCAGAGUGCCGAGCCUGCUGGGAGUCCUCGGUCUCCAACCAAGUGGUACAUGAAGCUUGUGCCCGCUCGCUACAGGAAGGAGCAGGCCUCGACCCAGUCGGUUCCCUGGAUCCCCCCAGUGGACAACCUGCUGAAAGACAGCACGGAUGGCUCGGCCCUGGGUGCUCUGCUGCACUUCUACUGUCCUCAGCUGCUGCCGUUGGACGAUGUCUGUCUGAAGGAGAACAUGACGCUGGCUGAUCGGCUGUACAACCUGCAGCUCAUACAGGACUUCUGCAAAGACAACCUGAACAGCUGCUGCCACUUCAGCUUGGAGGACAUGCUCUAUGCCUCGUCCACCAUCAAGAAUAACUACCUGGUGUUUAUGGCAGAGCUGUUCUGGUGGUUUGAGGUGGUCAAGCCGUCUUUUGUGAAGCCCAGAAUGCUGGACAACGAAGGCACAGAGCCCUCAUCAUUGUUGAAGAAUAUGCCACUCAUCCCCAUCUCCAAGGCAACCAAGAGGAGCUUCAUGGAAAGACCCCCAAGUCCUGAAAGACCUAGUUUGCCUCUACGACCCCAGCCUCGAAACUCAGGAGAGAUCAAGAGGUCAACUUCAAUGUCCUUUGUCGAUGGCAACCUCGGCACCUGGCCUAAAGAGAAAAGGUCUGGGCCUUAUGGAGUGUCCUUUGACAUUCCCUUUGACAAAGAGGACUCUACUUCUAUGAGUCUUUCCUCUACACGUGGCAUGGUCAGGUCCGUCAGCACUGAUGAUGGUUCUGGUUUCAAGGUCCACCACCUGCCCCGUGGAAUGAAGCGUAACCUGUCCUUCCAGCCAGUGAAUGGUCAGAGUGUCGGUAUUGAGGAGGAGGGCUGCCCAGACAGCCUGGCAGGCGUGGAGCCCACUAGGCGAGCGUUCCCCAAUGGACAUGGCAAUGUCAUAGCAACAACUCCCUCCAUGGAGGAAGCCCUUCAAAUAAUCCACAGCCCAAACAGGCCCCCGCUGGAGGGGAUCAACAACGGUUUCUUCCUGCACUCUCAGGGCCACGGGGCAAGUGUAAGCGUCUUGGAGCCAGUGUCAGAGUCGGACUCCAAAGGUCCUCUGAGCACCACAGACACCACCGAAGUGGACACUGGCAUCCAUAUUCGUACAGAGGACAUGCUGGAUGAGGAUUCCUCUCUGAAAGACUGCUCUGUGAACAUGGACUUGGAUAUGGACACACCAAGCCCCUGCCCGAGCAAUCAAAGCAAAUCCCCCUCAGGAGUGAGGAUGACCAGCUUUGCAGAACAGAAGAAGAAGAAGCAUUCUCCAUCAUUGCCAGACUCAGGGAGGUGCAGCAGCAGCUCCCUCAAGACCACUCCUGAGGGCUCUGACUUUGGCCUCCCAUUAUCUGUCUCCUGGGCCCCGACCCCUGAGCACAGCCCCAUCCAUCAACAAACCACACCUACUCUCACUGUUCAAGCAUCGCCCACACCUGUACAACUUCCACCCAACGACCCAGCUCAGGUUAUGGCUACGGAGAUGGUGCAGCUGAGGAUGAGGUUGGAGGAGAAGCGCAAAGCCAUCGAAGCACAGAAGAAGAAAGUGGAGGCUGCUUUUACAAGGCAUCGGCAAAAGAUGGGUCACUCUGCGUUUCUCAACGUGGUAAAGAGAAAAGGAGAUGGGGCUGCCAGCGGAGAAGAAGGAGGCAAGAUUGAGGGAGAAGGCAAGGCAGCAAGUCCCACCUUCAAAUUUGGGAGGAGCAAGGCAGACACACCUGAUGGGGCAGAGCAAAGCAGCACAGCCUCCUGUUGGACAAAAUCACCUGGUGCAGGAGAGGAAGGUGGUCAAAGCCAUGCUCAGCUCACCGAGGUAGACCUCACUGAGUAUACACGUUCUAUUGAGAAACUCAACCAUUCGUUAGCUUUUCUCCAGACUGAGAUGCAGCGACUCGCUCAGCAGCAGGAAGUCAUCAUGGCCAUGAGGGAGCAACAACAUCAGCAGGCAUGGGUAAUCCCUCCUCCACAUACAAACCCAUCACCACAAAAACACAGUCGAGCCGUUACUCGAUCCUCAGGACCCUCUUCUCCUGCUGACUCCCCUCGUUCCACCCACCGCUCUCCAACCAGCAUCAAACGCAAAUCUGCCUCUUUUCACUCACGUAAUCCUCGCACCGCUCGACCCAGCGAGCUAAAGCUGGCACCUUAUAAUCGAGUCCUAACUGCCCCGCAAUCUGUCGACAGCAUCCCCAGGCUACGGCGAUUUUCUCCCUGCCAGCCCUUGGCAAGUUCCUUUGUUUACUUGGGGGAGAAACCAGCAACCACCAACCCAGACACAGUAGCCUCAGAUGGAGAUAAAAACAAGGAGACGGCGUCGCUCCUCUCCCCAGAGAGGGAGAUUGCCAGUAUAUGUGUAGCCAACUCACCGCCCAGCUCGCCCAAAAGGGAACAAACAGAAGCAGAUUCUGUUCAGAAGCCAGUUGCAGAGCUGAAACCUACCAUAGAGUCAACGUUUCCUGAAGUGCUUGCCCACCCUGUGGUAGAGACCUUCACCGUGACACCUACAGAGAUCCCUCCCCUACCAGACGCCUCAAGCCAAGGCAAGACCAGUUUGAUUGAGGUUCCUCUGUCAGUCGUGAAGCCACUGGAGGAUCUGACACUUGAUGAUAGUUCGGAGAUGCAGCAGCGUGAUGAGGAAGGCCUGGAUCACGAUCAGAAGAUGUGUCGGGGUUUCUUCUUCAAGGCGGACGGAAAGGCCGAGGAGAACAUGGCUCAGAAGAGGGCUGCACUGCUGGAGAAGAGGAUGAGGAGGGAGAAGGAGAGCCAGCAGAGGAAGAUGCAGCAGGAGGCUGAGUUGGAGCAGAAGAAGGAGGAAGCUCGACUGAAAGCAGAGGAGGAGCGCAUCAGGAAGGAGGAGGACAAGGCCAGGAGGGAGUUCAUCAAGCAGGAGUAUCUGAGGAGGAAGCAGCUGAAACUGAUGGAGGACAUGGACACUGUCAUUAAACCUCGACCGGGCGGCGGGGCCAAACAGAGGCGGGGCCGUCCCAAGUCCAUCCAUCGCGACAGCAUGGACUCCCCCAAAACCCCUGUCAGAGCCGCCACAGGUUCACGCCAACGUGUCUUUUCAGUCUCCAGCUUGUCCCUCGCCUCCCUCAACCUGGGAGACAGCGACAGCGUUCACUCUGAGAAGAGAUCACCAAGGCCAGAUUCUGCAGAUGGCUUCCUGUCCCCGAGUCGCUCCAGCAGCAGAAAUGGAGAGAAGGACUGGGAAAAUGGCUCCACGACGUCCUCUGUUACAUCUAACACAGAGUACACUGGACCAAAGCUAUACAAGGAGCCCAGUGCCAAAUCUAACAAGCACAUCAUCCAGAACGCUCUGGCCCACUGCUGCCUCGCAGGCAAGGUUAAUGAGGGCCAGAAGAACAAGAUCCUGGAGGAAAUGGAGAAAUCCGGCGCCAACAACUUCUUGGUUUUGUUCCGAGACGCUGGCUGCCAGUUCCGCUCCCUCUACACCUACUGCCCCGAGACGGAGGAGAUCAUCAAGCUGACGGGCAUCGGCCCCAAGAGCAUCACGCGCAAGAUGAUCGACGGCCUCUACAAGUACAACUCAGACAAGAAGCAGUUCAGCCAGAUACCAGCCAAGACCAUGUCGGCCAACGUGGACGCAGUGACGAUCCACAGCCAUCUGUGGCAAACCAAGAAGCCAGCCACCCCUAAAAAAGUAGUGCCUGCCCAGUCCUAAUGGAACUUGAUACCCCCAAUCCCUCCUCCCAUCCCCCCCUCAAACAGAACAUACUAACUUCAAUUUGCACUUCACUGUACAUAUCCAUGAAGAUUCAAGCACCUGCAAUGCCAGUUAGAUGAAUGCAUAUAUGUCUUUUUUUAUGUUUGUUCGUUUUUGUCCCCCUCAUUGCAUUCCCGUCCGUGUUUCUCCUCCCAACUCUGGACUGGACAUGACAGGACUCAAAGAUUAUGAACUGGAAUGUAUGCUACUGUUGAAGAAUGAUGUAAAUGCUUAUCACCCCGUGUUUUUAAGAGAUUGUCACGUUUGAGUCGAAUCAUGAAGGCAUGUGUGUGAGCGUUAUUUUGUUUCCUAUGUGCCAAACGUCAAAAAAAAGACAGUAUGAAUGCUAGGACAUUUUACUGAAGCACUGAAUGUUUUUAAUUCAUGUACAGAUUGAUUUCUGUUUGCAUUAUCCUGUUGAGGCGUGGCCUUAUGCGCGUUUUGUUUCAGUGUGUGAGUGCAAUGAGGUGAUUGUAAAAAAAAGAACAAAAAAACAAAAGCGUAUACAGAGGCUUUUUUUGUAUUUGGAAGAACACUUUUUUCUUCAUCUCUGUGGGUACAACAGUUUGUAUAUUAAGGUACGUAAAACUUACAAAGGGCCAAAAAAAAAUGAAUUGCAUACAGCUAGCGUUAGCCACACAGGAUGUGUGUGAUCAGCUCAACAAAGCAAAGCGGUUUCAGCUUUUUCAGAACCCCUUUUUUUCGAGAAAGUGAUUUUAAAGAAUGCAGGACGUUACUGUAGAUCACUGGUUCUCAGCCUGUGGGUCGGGACACCUGCAGACGACUUGAGCUAUAAUGCGUGACGUGUAAAAAUAUAUUUCUAAUAUACAAGUAUGCUGUCAUGUUUGUAACUGUUGUGUUUAGUUCCUUUCUCUCAUGAUAUACAGAAGUAGCUUCAACCUCAAGACGAACUCCAAGAAGAAAAAUUGACUGUAAGUGAAAAUAAAAGAUCACCUCGCUGCUGGUUUACAGCAGAUUUGUGAACAAAUUGAACAGCUCAGUGUUAUUUUAUUCUUAUUUUUAAUGCUGCCUUUGAACCAUGUAGGAUUUUUCCAGUAUAAAAUAAUACUGUGAUUACACUCUCACCCGCUGGUAUCAGGAAUAUGACAAGGACAUGGCACCUAGGAGCUAUUUCUCUUUAUAUAAAUAUCAGGAAUUAAAAUUAAAUAAAUCGUUGUGUUCUUCAGAUUCACACUGAGCUUACUCAUCUUCAAAAAAGUCCGCACUUAUUCUACUCUAAGGCACUUUUGGUAAAAGCAUCCACCAAACACCAAAUCUAGUAAACAGUGUGUAUACAAAGUUUAGAUCGCUGAUUAGUUAAAAAUAAAAUGCUCUGUUAUUUAAAAGAGAAAAAAGGCCAGUCAUACAUCACAGCAAGAAUCGCCUGAUAUAUUAAAAUGGCCACUGUUAUUAUGGUUGUGUCAGUUUCAACACAUCUGUUGCUCUUACAUAACACAAAUGUGUGUUGACCCAAGAGUGUGUAUAAGCAGUAUAUUUGCCAGUUGCCUAUAGAUGCAACAUGUCCAAUUUGUUUCUAUUAUUAGGAGAGUGACCUUCACACAAUAAUGCAAGGCAGAAUAGGGCAGAUCCUUGUUGCUGCAUACGGGUAGAGACUCGCCACAGAGUUUCAUUGGUGUCAGUAUCACGUUCCUUUCACCGCCGAAUGUCAAAUCGACACCAUUUGUAGGUUCCAACGAAAACAGAUCUGCGAACACGGUGCUUUGUUUUAAACUGGGGGGGGGGAUAUUUAUGACCAAAAGAGAGCAUGUACAUGUCUUUGAAAAUGUAAUCUAGUAUGACGGAGUGUUCCUCUGUUGUUUAUUGGAAGGAUUACUUGUCCUAAGAAGCUCUGUCCACCUGCUUAUGGCUGUUUAAGGCCAAGGUAAAUGGUUAUUUAAACUGUAAUGAUAUUGUACAGUGUGUUCAUGUGAGCUCAUACCUAUUCACUAUGAUGACUUUGUUUUGUUUCGUCAGACGCUGUGCUGUCAUUCAACAUAUUGCUGAACAUGUAGUUUCUUUUUUUUUCUCCUUUUUUUGGCAUUCAAUAAAACUACGCAUG
Messenger RNA from Epinephelus fuscoguttatus (brown-marbled grouper), 6900 nucleotides. RefSeq names its product calmodulin regulated spectrin-associated protein family, member 2a (gene camsap2a). Gene Ontology annotation, cellular component: microtubule minus-end. The transcript is spliced from 18 exons. Gene Ontology annotation, biological process: neuron projection development; cytoplasmic microtubule organization; negative regulation of microtubule depolymerization. Lineage: Eukaryota; Metazoa; Chordata; Actinopteri; Perciformes; Serranidae. The record is from RefSeq and is a predicted model, not a curated record. Gene Ontology annotation, molecular function: microtubule minus-end binding; calmodulin binding; spectrin binding. The coding region runs from base 489 to 4799 and encodes 1436 amino acids.